Messenger RNA from Podospora pseudocomata, 1080 nucleotides. RefSeq lists its product as uncharacterized. Lineage: Eukaryota; Fungi; Ascomycota; Sordariomycetes; Sordariales; Podosporaceae. The transcript has a single exon. The coding region runs from base 1 to 1080 and encodes 359 amino acids. The record is from RefSeq and is a predicted model, not a curated record.
AUGUCAACCGCACCAGAAAAAGAAGACAAAAGAGACCCCUCCCGCGUGCUGGGAGCGCUGCUGGGCGUCCACGCAGGUGACAGCCUGGGCGCGACGCUAGAGUUCAUGUCCUGGGAGGAGAUCCAACAAAAGUUCCCCUCCCCUCUGAGAGACAUCAUCGGCGGGGGGCACUUUGGGUGGAAGGCGGGGGAUGCGACGGACGAUACUGAUCUUACGAGGGCGGUGCUGCUGGCUUAUUAUGAUGAGGUGAGGAACGACAAAAAAGGGCAGGGAGGGGAGGGGGUGGUGGAAAGGGCGGCGUGGUAUUUUGUUGAUUGGUUUGAGGGUAGGGAUUGGCCGGGGAGGGUGAAGGGGAGGAAGCCGAGGGAUGUUGGGGGGGCCACGGCGCAGGGGAUCAUGGCGUUCAAGGCGUAUGGGGAUGCGAGCAAGUCGGGGGCGGGGGAGGGGAGGGCGGGGAAUGGGAGUCUGAUGAGGUGUGUACCUACCGCCUUGUUUCAACGGGAUGAGGGGAGGAUGGUGGAGGAGAGUAUGGGGAUUUCGGCGGUUACGCAUGAUGACAGUUGCUGUGUGGUUAGCUGUGUGGUGUAUAAUGCUUUGGUGAGGGCUUUGGUGGAAGGGAAGAAUGCGGAUGAGGCGUGGCAGGCCGGCAUGGAGGUGUUGAAGGGUGUUGGGGACAAGGAGAAGAGGGAGGGGAGAGGAGGGGGGCGGGUUGAGAGUGCGGUGGGAAAGGUGCAGAGGGCGAUGGAGGGGGGCCGACAUAGGGUGAAGCUGGAUGAUUUCGCACUCCACGGACCGAGGAGCGCAAGGAACUUUCGAGAGGAGCUUCCGCGGGGAGCCUCGGGCUAUGUGCUCGAGUCCCUCAAGCUUGCUGUGGCCGCCAUGUUUGACCCGAGGUCGUUGGAAGACAUUCUCGUCGAUGUUGUGAGAGUAGGACGGGAUACGGAUACCAACGGCGCCAUUGCGGGAGGUCUCCUGGGGGCCCGGGACGGGGCCGAGGCGAUACCACUGCGUUGGCGAGAGAAGCUGCAACAUGGCAGGGAGUUUGCAGAAAUUGUGGAGUACCUGCUGUCCUCGUCGUAG